AUGAGUGUAGCGAAUGAAAUAAUUUCAAACGACAAACACAGGUCUGAAUCUGUAUCUUCCCACACCUCGGGGUUCAUCCCACCUCCUCCACUCCCAAUUCAAGCAGUAACAGUUUCUUCUAGAAGCUUUUCCGUGAAGUGUCUUCAGGACUUUCUCAAAACAGAAGGAAAAGAAAUUGAACAAGAAACGAAUAGAGAUGUAGAAGCUUUAACCGAGCUGAAGAAAAAGCUGGUCCUUGAGGCUAAACAAAAUUGGGUGAUUGAGCAACAAGUUGAAAUUCUUGGAAAUAAGAUUAGACUUUUAAUUAAGAACCAUGUUCAAGCUGAGGAUAUGAAAAAUCUCUUGGACUCCUCCUUUGAAAAGGUCAAGAUGAAAACUCGAGACGACACCCAAGCAUUUAGGGACGAAGCAAUUCAAAUUUAUCAAAAGAUGUUUUAUAUAUUUCGAAAGGAUCCAAAAUACCUUGCAAUUUUGACACGUUUGGUGCGAGGAAAGGAGGUUGAUACAUUUCUGCAGACAGUUGUUUUUACUUUAUUCGGAGAUCAGUUUGAUGAACGAGAAGAGCAUUUGCUUUUAAUUCUGUUUGAGAGGGUUCUUGCCAAAGAGUAUCAAACUUGUCCCUAUAUUGGCGAAUUUAUGAGAUCAAAUACUGCCUUUACGAAAAUGUUGGGAACCAUGCUUCGCAGAACCAUGUACCACAAAUUUCUAGUGAAGGUCCUGAAAGAACCAAUAGAAACCGUUAUUAACGACAAGACACUGAAUUUGGAGAUUAACUCUCACAAGAUUUAUCACACUCUAGUGCAGAAAGCAAAACAAGAGGGAAAACCAUGGGAUGGGCCAUUGAAUGCCACUGAAGACGAGGCAGAGAAUGAUCCGAGAGUCAUUGAGGUCAUUAGGCCCAGAGUUCAGAAAAUUAUUGAUGCAGUGGAGUCGUUUUUGACACGAAUAUUUGCAUCUGUAGAUGAAACACCUUAUGGUGUCCGAUUCAUGUGUAAAAGAAUUCUUCAAUUUGGAAAAGAGACCUACAGGAAUGCGUCCGAGGCAGAAAUCUAUUCACUUGUUGGAGGUUUAAUAUUUUUGAGAUGGGUGAAUCCAGCCAUUACAACCUGUGACAAUAACCAAACCAAUAUUAUUGAUGACAAAUUGACAACUAAUCAAAGAAAGAGUCUUACCAUGAUUUGUAAAGUCAUUCAAAAUCUAAGCAAUGGUGUCCCUUUUGGAUCAAAGGAAAAGUACAUGAUACCUCUCAAUGUAAUUAUAGAAAAAUAUACUGCUCAAAUGCAUCAAUAUAUGAAGAAAUUAUGUGAAAUUGAUGAGAUUGCCGACAAGUUAGAAAUUGGAGAAAUAUUUGAACUAUCUGGAGAUGUUGGAUCAAUUAACAUUUCUCAUAACGAGGUUGCACUGAUUCAUCGUCUUUGCUAUGAAAACAUUGAUACAUUAACAGCUCCAGUUUACAAUAAUUCCUGUGGUAGUGGUAAUCAAGAAAAGAAAGCAGUUGCCUCUGUUGGAGCAACUAGUUCCUCAGGUUGUUCCUCCGAUGCGUCAAACUCAAAUCGCAUAACUACAGAAGGACUACCCCGAACAGAAUUUGAUGAGUUAUUGUACAAAUUUUUACAACAGUUGAACAAGUUUGGCCCUCCUCCAGAUUUUCUCUCACCCAAAGCCAAUUACUACUUUAACUUGAAGCUUAAGAAUCCAUCACAAAUCAUUGAAAAAGAAGAGGGACUUGUACCCAGUACUGUAAAGAAACAAGUGAAGGAUUUACUGAGCACAAUUCUGAGAGACCUUCCAUCCUUACCACAAGAUGAAAUUCAAUAUACCAUCAACGACGUGCUAGUAGCAGGAGAGACACUUUGUAAUGAGCGACAAAAUUGGGAGUUUGCAAAAAGAAUUAAGACAGCCUUAGAACAACUUGACACUUUGCAGCAACAAAUUACAGACGAAGAACGAAAAGAAUUCGACUCGAUACUCAUUCGAGAAAUUUAUGAGGAAUUGGACACUAAAAGGCUCAUGAGAAAAACCUUAAAGAAAAAGCUUCAAGUACUGACUUCUGUUCUUAGUGAUGUGAAUGAGAAAAGAGAAGCCCUCAAAAAUCAGCUCGACAUGUACAAUACCUACUUUACAAAUACUCUCUCAAAGACAUUUAAACCCAGUGACCCUUCAUCAAACGACGGUAGACAGGUUGGACCUUUCACCUUUAAAUUUAGUGAGCUUGAAAAGAAGGGAGUUAUUGCCAAUAGUACGCUAGCAUCGCCCAUCAAAAAGCUUGUCAAGAUUCAAAUUUCUUCCACCAAGCCAGGUAUAUUUGUGGUUGUGGUGAAUGCUACAGGAGCUGUAGCCAUAAAAUCGGAGCUUGAUCUUAAUGAGCUUCUCGAGAAGCAAGCCAAUGAGGAGAAUUUCCUUGACUUUGAUAGUGUGACUCUAAAUAUUCCAAUGUUGAUUCAUUUGUUGAACAAGUUAUUCGUUUUGGGAGAUUCUAAACAAAAAUCGAAAAUUUUGCGAAAACCAAGAUCAAGCUCCGCACCAGCAUCACCCUCUUCAUCCACCUUGUCACCAUCGAAUAGUUUCGAGGCUGGCAGUUCAGUAGGUGAUUCAAAAAGUAAAUAA
This is a messenger RNA of Naegleria fowleri, 2607 nucleotides long. RefSeq lists its product as uncharacterized. The record is from RefSeq and is a predicted model, not a curated record. Lineage: Eukaryota; Heterolobosea; Eutetramitea; Acrasida; Naegleriidae. Gene Ontology annotation, biological process: regulation of actin cytoskeleton organization; regulation of GTPase activity. Gene Ontology annotation, molecular function: actin filament binding; calmodulin binding; GTPase activator activity. The transcript is spliced from 2 exons. Gene Ontology annotation, cellular component: cytoplasm. Bases 1 to 2607 code for a protein of 868 amino acids.